AUGGCCAAAGCAAUUGGAAUCGAUCUAGGAACUACGUAUUCGUGUGUGGGUAUUUUUCAACAUGGAAAAGUAGAAAUUAUAGCUAAUGAUCAGGGCAAUCGAACAACCCCGAGUUAUGUUGCAUUCACGGAUAGUGAACGAUUAAUUGGUGAUGCAGCCAAAAAUCAAGUAGCAAUGAAUCCAAACAAUACUAUUUUUGAUGCCAAACGGUUGAUUGGUAGAAAAUUCGAUGAUCCAACAGUACAAGCUGAUAUGAAACAUUGGCCAUUCAAAGUUGUUCAAGAAGGUGGCAAACCAAAAAUUCAAGUUGAAUAUAAAAAUGAAACAAAAACAUUUACACCAGAAGAAAUAUCAUCGAUGGUUUUAACAAAAAUGAAAGAAACAGCUGAAGCUUAUUUAGGAAAAAAAAUUAGUGAUGCGGUAGUUACAGUACCAGCUUAUUUCAAUGAUUCACAACGUCAAGCAACAAAAGAUGCUGGAGUUAUUGCAGGUCUCAAUGUUCUUCGUAUUAUUAACGAGCCAACAGCUGCCGCUAUUGCCUAUGGUUUGGAUAAAAAAGUUACUGGUGAACGAAACAUUUUGAUUUUUGAUUUGGGUGGUGGUACUUUCGAUGUUAGUGUAUUGAAAAUUGAAGAAGGAAUAUUUGAAGUAAAAUCAACAGCUGGAGAUACACAUUUAGGAGGAGAAGAUUUUGACAAUCGAAUGGUUUCACAUUUUGUUCAAGAAUUUAAACGAAAAAAUAACAAAGAUUUAGCGCAAAAUAAACGUGGACUUCGUCGUUUAAGAACAGCAUGUGAACGUGCGAAGAGAACAUUAUCGUCAGCUUCUCAAGCAUCAAUCGAAAUCGAUUCCUUACAUGAAGGCAUUGACUUCUAUUCUAACAUCACACGUGCUCGAUUUGAAGAAUUAAAUGCUGAUUUAUUUCGCUCAACAUUAGAACCAGUUGAAAAAUCUUUACGUGAUGCUAAGAUGGAUAAAUCACAUAUACAUGAAAUCGUGUUGGUCGGUGGUUCGACACGUAUUCCAAAAGUACAAAAGUUGUUACAAGAUUUUUUUAAUGGUAAAGAAUUGAAUAAGUCAAUCAACCCCGAUGAAGCCGUUGCCUAUGGCGCUGCUGUCCAAGCAGCUAUAUUAACUGGUGAUAAAUCAGAGGAAGUCAAAGAUGUUUUAUUAUUAGAUGUUGCGCCAUUAUCGUUGGGUAUUGAAACUGCUGGUGGUGUGAUGACGCCAUUAAUUAAACGAAAUACAACAAUUCCAACAAAACAAACUCAAACAUUUACCACUUAUUCUGAUAAUCAACCAGGUGUUGAUAUCAAAACAUACGAAGGUGAACGAGCUAUGACAAAAGACAAUCAUUUACUUGGAAAUUUCGAAUUAUCCGGUAUUCCACCUGCACCACGUGGUGUUCCACAAAUUGAAGUUACAUUUGAUAUUGAUGCCAAUGGUAUAUUAAAUGUAUCUGCUGUAGAUAAAUCGACUGGACGUGAAAAUAAAAUUACCAUUACCAAUGAUAAAGGUCGUUUAUCAAAAGAUGAGAUUGAACGUAUGGUGUCUGAUGCUGAAAAAUAUAAAAAGGAAGAUGAUACACAACGCGAUCGUGUUACAGCGAAAAAUAGUUUGGAAUCAUAUUGUUUCAAUAUGAAAACUACCAUGAAUGAUAAUCAACUUGCGGAAAGACUUAGUGCUGAUGAUAAAACAAAAGUAACAACAACCAUUGAUGAGGCAUUAAAAUGGUUGGAAGCAAAUCAAUUAGCUGAAAAGGAAGAAUUUGAACAUAAAUUAAAAGAAGUGGAAAAAAUCUGUUCGCCCAUAAUGACAAAGUUAUAUCAAGGUGAAGGUGGAGCGGCCGGAGGACAAGGAGGUAUGCCAGGUGGAUUUCCAGGAGCUGGUGGAGCAGCAGGUGGUCGAGGAGGUAAAAGUGGAGCAAGUGGACCAACAAUCGAAGAGGUUGAUUAA
Messenger RNA from Didymodactylos carnosus, 1956 nucleotides. NCBI's taxonomy places the organism in Eukaryota, Metazoa, Rotifera, Eurotatoria, Philodinida, Philodinidae. The record is from the annotation of a GenBank genome assembly.